UUUAUUUUUGAGUCAGCUGCAUUUCUUAAGACUGCAACAACGAAAGGCAUUUCCUGAGAAACUGCAAGGAUGAGCAGCAAGAAAGAACAACAGCUAACGACAUAUGGGACCCUUGUAGUGUUUUUUAUCUUGCAAGUUCAGAUUUUUGGUUUUGAUGUUGAUAAUCGACCUACAACAGAUGUCUGCUCAACACACACAAUUUUGCCUGGACCAAAAGGGGAUGAAGGUGAAAAGGGAGACAGAGGAGAAGUAGGCAAACAAGGAAAGGUUGGACCAAAAGGACCAAAAGGAAACAAAGGACCAGCGGGUGAUGUUGGUGACCAGGGAAUGCUUGGUAAAAUUGGUCCAAUUGGUGGAAAGGGUGACAAAGGAGCCAAAGGCUUACCAGGGGUUUCAGGAAAAAAAGGAAAAGCAGGCACGGUCUGUGACUGUGGGAGAUACCGCAGAUUUGUCGGACAGCUGAAUAUCAAUGUCGCUCGUCUUAACACAUCCAUCAAGUUUCUGAAGAAUGUUAUAGCAGGUAUCAGAGAGACAGAUGAGAAAUUCUAUUACAUUGUGAAAGAAGAGAAGAAUUACAGAGAAGCCUUGAUCCACUGCAGGGAUAGAGGAGGAUCACUGGCCAUGCCUAAAGAUGAGGCAACCAAUGCCUUGCUUGCUGACUACAUCUCCAACAGCGGCCUGUUCCGAGCCUUCAUUGGGCUGAAUGACAUGGAAAGAGAAGGACAGUUUGUGUAUGCAGACAACAGCCCACUGCAGAACUACAGCAACUGGAAGCAAGGGGAGCCUCAUGACCCAGCUGGUCACGAGGACUGUGUGGAAAUGCUCAGCACAGGAGAAUGGAAUGACUCUGAGUGCCAAGUCACCAUCUACUUCGUCUGUGAAUUCCUCAAGAAGAGGAAAUAAAAGUGCCAGAGAAUGUACCUGGCACCUGCUGUACAUACAAUAACCUAUCUUCAUUCAUUUACAGUAGGGAGAGUAAAUCAGGGAUAGGAAACCAGGGACAGGGCUCAAUCCAGCCUUCACAUCACUGGGCUGAGCAAGAGUAACUGCUGUGUGGUCAUCAGUGACUGUAAAGUCAGCAUAGGUCUGCAGGGGGCAUCCAGCCAGCUGUGAAUUUUCAUUUCAUUUCUACAUGCAUUUUAGGUUUGGCAUUUCUAUGUGCAAUUUAGGGGUAAAUUUAGAGCCUGAAGAAGUGAAUAUAAUUUUGCCAGUUCCAGAAAUAGUAAGAUCAUUGGUAUUUGAAGUACUGAUGUGGUUUGCAAAGUCCACAGAUGGAAAGAGCAUGACCUUCAUUAAUCUCUGACUUGCACAGGGAGUCCCAGUAAUUUCCCUUAUGACUUCAGAGCUCAAAGUAAAGAUUUUAAGUAUCUCUUGAAAAAAAUCCUUCUUUUGUUAGAGUCAUAAUUUGAGGUGGAAGGUAUCUCUGGAGGUCAUUUGGGUAAAUCUUGCAUGCAAAGUAGGACCAACUUCAAACUUAGAAGUUGUUAUACUCUCCUUAAUUUGGCUGUGCAAUUAUGUUGCCUGAAAAGCAUUUAUUUGGUCUUCUGUAAAGCCUUUGACAUGGUCCCCUUCAAUAACAUUCUCUUUAAACUGGAGAAAUGGAUUCAAUGGGUGGACUAUAAGGUGGAUAAAUUGGUUAGAUGGCUGCAUCCAGAGGGAGUUGGUCAAUGGCUCAGAGUCCCAAUGGACAUCAGUGACAAGGGAUGUCCCUCAGGGAUCUGUAGAGGGACCAGCACUAUUUAGUAUCUUCCUUAAUGACAUAGACAAAGGCAUGAAGUGCACCCUCAGCACAUUUGCAGAUGGCACCAAGCUGGAUGGUGCAGUUGACACACCUGAAGGAUGGGAUGCCAUUCAGAGUGAUCUGGAUGCCAUGAAGGAAGUGGUCCAUGGGAUCAUUAUGAGGUUUAACAAGACCAAGUGCAAUGUGCUGCAUUUGAGUUGGGGCAACCCCUGGAAUCAGUCCAGGUGAGGGAUGAACAGAUCAAGGGCAGCCCUGCCCAGCAGGACUUGGGGUGCUGCUGGAUGUGAGGCUGGACAUGAGCCAGCAAUGUGCACUCACAGGCCACAAAGCCAAACAGGUCCUGGCUGCAUCCAAAGCCCUGUGAUUCUGUCCCUCUGCUUUGCUCUGAUGAGGCCCCAUCUGCAGUGCUGUGUCAGCUCUGGGGUCCCCAGCACAGAAAGGCUAUGGACCUGUUGUAGCAAGUCGAGAGGAGGCCAUCAAGAUGAUUAGCAGGAUGGAGCACCUCUCCUAUGAGGAAAGGCUGACAGAUUUGGUUUUGUUCAGCCGGGAAAAAAAAAAAAAAGGCUUUGGGGUGACCGAAUUGCAGCAUUCCAGUACCUGAAGGGAGCCUACAAGAAAGGUGGAGAGAGAGUUUUUACAAGGACUUGUGAGAGGACAAGGGGGGAUUAGUCUAACUAAAAGAGAAUAGACUUACGUUAGAUAAUAGAAAGAAAUUCCAUAGUGUGAGGAUGGUGAUCCCAGAGAAACUGGGAAUGCCCCAUCCCUGGUAUUGUUCAAGGCCAGCCUGGAUGGAGCACAGAGCAAUCUGGUCUAGUGGAAAGAGGCCCUGCCCACAGUAUGGGGGCUUGAACUAGAUGAUCUUUAAGGUUGCUUCCAACCCAAACCAUUCUAUGAUUCUACGCAGAAGAGAUCUUGCUUAUCUCUGUUUUCAACUCCAUCAUCCUUCAGGCUGGCCUGAAAUGUGAGGAAUUAAUUGUACAUAGGCAUGCAAGCCUACACAGCUUGUAGGGAACCUAAAAACAGAUGGAGUAGUUCUAGUGUCUGAAUUCCCCAAAAUCUGUGAUAAGCAUACAGAAGUCUAGCACAAAGAGAACAGUGUAAAGGAAACAACACCAUUCCUAUAGGCUGUGAACAGGCACAUGUCAUAUAAGCUAUACCAUGUGCCCUGCUGGUUUAACAAGUGAUUCUAGGAACAUAUUAACUCCCUAACGCAGAAGCCAGUGACGUUUGAUGUUUAAGUUAAAAUCACCCAAGCCUUUGUAACACAGGAAGAAGCUAUAGAACAGGUUUCAUCCCCCAAGAACCCAGAUUCAGGUGUGGUUGAACAACUUAGUCAUGCAGCUCAGUGGGACUCACUAAAAAUGAUGAGCACUGAACAUAAAGGCUCUGCUGUCACUGCCUGGCUACUUAGAUCUCCAUGUCACAAUGCCCACAAGAAUCACAUUUUCAUAUAUUUGCGAAUACUGACAGAGCUUUUUUCCUUCACACACAUCAAGUGCUUAGUCAUGGUUUGCCUUUCC
Melozone crissalis (California towhee) is the source of this 3261-nucleotide messenger RNA. It is a transcript of the gene COLEC10, whose product is annotated as collectin subfamily member 10. The transcript has 6 exons. The record is from RefSeq and is a predicted model, not a curated record. Bases 70 to 903 code for a protein of 277 amino acids. Lineage: Eukaryota; Metazoa; Chordata; Aves; Passeriformes; Passerellidae.